Zootoca vivipara (common lizard) is the source of this 2666-nucleotide messenger RNA. RefSeq names its product minichromosome maintenance complex component 5 (gene MCM5). Lineage: Eukaryota; Metazoa; Chordata; Lepidosauria; Squamata; Lacertidae. Gene Ontology annotation, biological process: double-strand break repair via break-induced replication; DNA replication; DNA replication initiation. Gene Ontology annotation, molecular function: ATP binding; single-stranded DNA binding; 3'-5' DNA helicase activity. Gene Ontology annotation, cellular component: nucleus; MCM complex. The record is from RefSeq and is a predicted model, not a curated record.
UCUUCGCGCCGAGGGGGCGGAAGUUUGUUUUUCCCGGGAAUCAAGUUUGUGGCUGGGGAAGCAGCUCCUUCCUUUUUCUGUACAGGGAAUCGUCAUGUCUGGUUUUGAUGACCCUGGCAUCUUCUACAGUGACAGCUUCGGUGGGGAGCCAGUAGCUGAUGAGGGGCAAGUCCGAAAGUCCCAGCUGCAGAAACGUUUCAAAGAGUUUUUAAGACAGUAUCGGGUUGGAACAGACCGGACUGGGUUCACCUUCAAAUACAGAGAUGAGCUUAAGCGACAUUACAACCUGGGGGAGUACUGGAUUGAGGUGGAGAUGGAGGACUUGGCAAGCUUUGAUGAGGACCUGGCAGACUACCUGUUCAAGCAACCUGCUGAGCACCUGCAGCUGCUAGAGGAAGCGGCAAAGGAGGUGGCUGAUGAAAUAACACGCCCUCGUCCAACGGGAGAGGAGACUCUUCAAGACAUUCAAGUCAUGCUGAGGUCGGAUGCCAAUCCAGCCAAUAUCCGCAGUCUCAAGUCGGAGCAGAUGUCUCAUCUGGUGAAGAUCCCAGGAAUCAUCAUCGCUGCAACUGCUGUGAGAGCCAAAGCCACCAGGAUCACCAUCCAGUGUCGCACAUGCCGAAACAUCAUCCCCAACAUUGCCUUGCGCCCUGGCCUGGAAGGAUACGCUCUUCCUCGGAAAUGCAGCACGGAACAGACAGGCCUAACAAAGUGCCCUUUGGACCCAUACUUCAUUGUUCCGGACAAGUGCAAAUGUGUGGAUUUCCAGACCCUGAAGCUCCAGGAGUCGCCAGAUGCUGUCCCCCAUGGGGAGAUGCCCAGGCACAUGCAGCUCUACUGCGACAGGUAUUUAUGUGACAAGGUUGUCCCUGGGAACAGAGUGACCAUCAUGGGCAUCUACUCCAUCAAGAAGUCUGGCCUCACAAAGAACAAGGGCCGGGACAAUGUUGGCGUGGGCAUACGAAGCUCUUACAUCCGUGUGGUGGGAAUCCAAGUGGACACGGAAGGCUCAGGACGUAGUGCCAGUAGUUCUGUGACUCCUCAGGAAGAAGAGGACUUCCGACGACUCGCUUCCAUGCCCAAUAUUUACGAGACAAUUGCCAAGAGUAUUGCUCCCUCCAUCUAUGGAAGUGCUGAUAUCAAGAAGGCUAUUGCCUGCAUGCUUUUUGGAGGCUCUCGGAAGAGGCUUCCAGAUGGGUUGACCCGCAGAGGGGAUAUUAAUCUGCUCAUGUUGGGAGACCCAGGCACAGCCAAGUCCCAGCUGCUGAAGUUUGUAGAAAGAUGUUCACCCAUUGGGGUGUACACCUCUGGGAAAGGCAGCAGUGCAGCUGGCCUGACAGCUUCGGUGAUCAGAGACCCAUCUUCACGGAGUUUCUUCAUGGAAGGAGGAGCCAUGGUGCUGGCUGAUGGGGGAGUGGUUUGCAUUGAUGAGUUUGACAAGAUGCGUGAGGAUGACAGAGUGGCUAUCCAUGAAGCGAUGGAGCAGCAAACCAUCUCCAUUGCCAAGGCCGGUAUCACGACCACCCUAAACUCACGCUGCUCCGUGUUGGCAGCUGCCAACUCUGUCUUUGGUCGCUGGGACGAAACUAAAGGCGAAGAGAACAUAGAUUUCAUGCCCACCAUCCUUUCCCGAUUUGACAUGAUCUUCAUUGUCAAGGAUGAGCACAAUGAGGAAAGAGAUAUGAUACUGGCCAAGCACGUGAUGGCUCUGCAUGUGAGUGCUCUGACCCAGACCCAAGCUGUGGAGGGGGAGAUUGAGCUGAACAAACUGAAGAAGCUGAUCGCCUACUGCCGAGCGAAGUGCGGCCCUCGUCUUUCUGCAGAGGCCGCAGAGAAGCUGAAGAACCGCUACAUCCUCAUGCGCAGCGGAGCCCGCCAGCACGAGAGGGAAACCGACCGUCGAUCCAGCAUUCCCAUUACAGUCAGGCAGCUGGAGGCCAUUGUGCGGAUUGCAGAGUCCCUCAGCAAGAUGAAGCUCCAACCUUUUGCCACGGACGCAGAUGUCGAGGAAGCCCUGCGGCUCUUCCAGGUGUCUACGCUCGAUGCUGCCAUGUCGGGCAGCCUCUCAGGCGUGGAGGGUUUCACUACCCAGGAGGACCAGGAGAUGCUGUCGCGCAUUGAAAAGCAGCUCAAGCGUCGCUUUGCCAUUGGCUCCCAAGUAUCCGAACACAGCAUCAUCCAGGAUUUCGUGAAGCAAAAAUACCCUGAGCAUGCCAUCUACAAAGUGCUACAACUCAUGAUGCGCCGUGGCGAGAUCCAGCAUCGCAUGCAGCGCAAGGUCCUCUAUCGCAUCAAGUAGAACGCCACUUCCUUCCGUGAGCUUCAGAAGCGGAUUGGCUCUCCCCACCACACCUGACACAAAAGUUAUGUGAGUCCCCUCGGGCUGUUUGCUUCCUGUCCCUACCACAAAGGUCCUUCAGAGACUGGCCCCAUCUAUGUCUUGCGGAUGGAAACUCUUCAUGGCACAGAGGCUGAUAAGAAGAGCUGUUGUUAUUUUGUUCCAGCUUUCCCAUUAAAGUGUCGCAUUGGUGUUUUGCUAGAACACCAAAAGCUUUUUAGCUGCAUUGAAACUUAAUAAAUAAAAUAUAGUCGUGUUUGUUGCGGGCGUGUGAGUGUUUGGUGGGCUGCCCGGCAAACAUGCAAGAGGGUCACUUUCCCAGCUUGUU